AUGUCCAUUCCAAGAGUCCAAAAGCCCCCCACAGAUGGGAGCAGCUACAUCAUCAACCGAAUGGAUGGUGACAUUUUCACUAUGCCUGGCCUGAGAGGAACAUUUCGGUUUUAUGCCUCGGAGCAACAAACCGAUAACAGAAUCAGCGUGUUUGGGUGGGAUGGGCCAGCCGAUGAUCAGGCAUUCCAUCAUCACAAGAAAACGCACGAUUGUUUCCUUAUCACCGAGGGUACUAUGAAAGCCUAUUGCGGGGAUCAGUGCCGUAUUCUGAGCCCCGGUGAUUUUUGUUCCGUGCCACCUUUCACCAUUCAUAAACCUACCCCCCUUGGACCUAUCACUAGAGUACUGCCUCUGAUUACCCCUGCUGCAUGGGUUAAUUUCUUUCGAGACGCGUCCAUUCCUUUUAAUGGACUCAUGUUCCCCGAAUUCGUCAGCGCUGAUCGCCAAACAUCUAUUGCACAAAUGCUGGGGCCAGAUUUUGAAGAGAAGUAUGAUAAUUAUAACGAACAUGUCGAGAACCCACCCCCUGUCACGCCGUGGACGGAGGCAGAUGAAGUUCUCCCUGACGGUGUUGUGCCCUAUUAUCUGAAGUACAACAGUGGACCUAAGUGGGUUUUGGGAGGAGUUUCAUCCCGACCCUUUAUUACCACGACGCAAAGCGGUGGUAAAUUUGCGAUCUCGAGUAUCGAGUCAUCAAACACUUAUGGGCCGUCUGUGUUUUCUCGACAGAUUUCCUUCCCCAACACCCACCACUGCUUGGUUUUGCUUGAUGGCUCAGUUGAAGUUACGCUUUCGGGUGGUAGUCCCACUCUCGCCCAUGCGGGGGAUGUUAUAUUCCUCACUGCUGGGUCGGCCUUCUCAAUCGACUUCAAGACUAAAUAUGUUCGAAUUUGGAGCUACGCCAGCGGGGAUGGCAUUGAAGCUUUGAUUGGGGCCGCAGGAACUCCGAUGAAGGCUCAAGCUCUUCCUAAUGAGGCCCUGGAGAUUGACGAGGCUAAAGUCAAUGAUGCGUGCAAGACCCUUGGUAUUGAAAUUGUUUAA
This is a messenger RNA of Aspergillus ochraceoroseus IBT 24754, 1041 nucleotides long. RefSeq names its product cupin domain-containing protein. The record is from RefSeq and is a predicted model, not a curated record. Lineage: Eukaryota; Fungi; Ascomycota; Eurotiomycetes; Eurotiales; Aspergillaceae. The transcript has 2 exons. The coding region runs from base 1 to 1041 and encodes 346 amino acids.